Molecule: messenger RNA, 2806 nt
Organism: Micropterus salmoides (largemouth bass)
Lineage: Eukaryota; Metazoa; Chordata; Actinopteri; Centrarchiformes; Centrarchidae
Gene: eloal
Product: elongin A, like
Exons: 11
Coding region: 41-1957 (638 amino acids)
Biological process (GO): transcription elongation by RNA polymerase II
Cellular component (GO): nucleus; elongin complex
Source: RefSeq, a predicted model, not a curated record
CUGCCCGGUGUGUGUAGACGGUUGCACGUGAAUCGCCGUGAUGGCCAGCAGCUCUGAUGUGGUGAAGAAAGUCACGCGGUUCAAACUUCAGCUCACAGACACAGCAGAGUCUGCUACGGUUCUAAAAAUCUUGCAGAAACUCAAGGAUCUGGAUAUCACAUUAGACAUUCUUGCUGAAACUGGAAUUGGCAAAACUGUUAACUCCUUGCGCAGACAUGAACAGGCUGGAGAAUUUGCCAGGUCACUAGUUAGGUGUUGGAAAAGACUGGUCCCAAAGGACUCCACAAGCCACACAGAACAUGGGGAUGUUGCAGAGAGAUUGUCUGUUAGAGAUGAACUGGAUGACCGAAACUGUCCAACUAAUGGAAGUUUGAUGAUGGAGGAUUUAAACAAUAAUUGCUUAAUGUCUAAUGGCAAGAGUCAGAAUUCUUCAGAUGAGUCUCUCUUCAAAACGGAGAAUAGGAAAGCUGAUUCAGAGAAACAAUGUGAAGAGCAGACAAGGCAUGAAGACCAGAAUGAAAAUGAAGAGAAAAGUAAAGAACAAGAAAACCAGACUAUCUCUAAGAGAGAUGACACUUAUCAGGAAUCCAGGUCUGAUUCCAGGAAAAAAUUCAAAAGCAACUCUGAGAGUGGAAGAUUUGGGUCAGAAAAACAGUCAAAUAAGAUAUCGAAGACAUCACAAGAAUCGUCAAAGGAAAGUAAAGUAUCUUCUUCAUUCGAGUCUGGAGAAAAAUACUCAAAUACUUCCAACCUGGCCAGUGUCAAAGAUGACAGACCUUCAGAAAUACUGAGAAGCUCGGAGGCCCAAAACAAAAAAAGGAAAAAAACAGGCAAAGAGAAACACACCACUCUGAAGUACAAACUAGACUCUGGAAAUAAGGAACAUUCAAAAAACAAAAAGGCUAAAAUAAAGCAUAAGGAAAGCAAUGGUGACCCUGCGGAGCCCUCCAUGUCUUUUGAGUCCUGCUUGAACUAUGACGUAAAUGCUUUGAAGAGAAAAGAUAGAUAUGGCGUGAAGAAACCUCCCAAAAAAAUCAAGACUGCUUCGAAAGAGGAGGCAACAAAAGGUCCUGGCAUGACAGCUUUCAAGUCACAUGUGAUGUCUCUAAAUGUUACAUCUCCAAAACAGAUGAAGAAGUCUGUAAUGGACUUGAUGGACAUUCCUUUACCCGCUCUUCUGCCGGAGUAUGAAAAGCCAUCCUGUGUUGAGUACUUUGAGAGGAAAGUUGAGAAGGAGUCAGAUUUCUGUGACGUCACUGAGGAGUCUGCAGUCUUUACUGGUCAACGACUUAACAAGAAGAUGCAAGUGUACUCUGGCGCCAAGACCGUCUUUCUCCCGACCAUGAUGAGCUUGCACCAACAGUGUAUCCGCACGCUCCAGAAUAAUAUUAACUUGCUUUAUGAAACUGGCGGAGUCCCGUUUGAAAUCCUCGAGCCAGUGUUGGAGAGGUGUACACCAGAGCAGCUACUACGCAUUGAAGAAUGCAACCCAAUAUACGUUGGUGUUACAGACCACUUAUGGGGGAAACAUUGUCAGAAGGACUUUAAAGACUCCAAACUUCAGGAGUAUGAAUCAUGGAAAGAAAUGUACAUCAGGCUGUCUGAGGAGAGGGAAAGGAAACUCCAAAGACUGACAAAAAGCAUUGUCUCUGCACAUUCUAGCAAACCCAAAGGUCGGCAGGUGAAGAUGGCAUUUAUUCACACUGUUGCCAAGCCACCGAGAGAUGUGCGAAUUCAGCAGGAAAUUUAUGGAACAGCUGUUCAGCAGCCUCAUCAACUCAGGUGCAGUGUCAAGGUCCAGGACAACAGACCGAGGCAGAGUUGUAAUGAGCCCAGCAGGUGCAGCAGCACCAGUUCAGUGGCAAGCGCUACACAAGAUCCUCGCAAAAAAACAAGAGUUGCUCCAAUGAUGGCUAAGUCCUUAAAGGCAUUCAAGAAACAGCUGGGACGCAGAUAAACGCUAACACUUAUGGUCUUGGUAUUUAGUGUGUGGAUGUGAUGGAAGUGCACCUUAUCAUUGAUUAACUUUAGGCAAUAGAAGGCCUGUGUUCACCUUUGAUUAGUAUGUAUUGUUUGUCUAAAUAUAUAGGCAACUGCCAUGUUUUUUUUUCUCUAUAACCGUGAAUUGUCUUCACUAUUAAAUGGACAAUGAAAUGAGCAAAUUCAUGUGAUUUGAUAUUUUGUCUUUGAGCCUAUUUGAGCUGUAAAAGGUCAGACGGUAGGUUAUUUAAUGGGGUUUGGCUCCCUCUAGGGCGUGUCAUGUAAUAUUUCCUUUUAGUAUAUUUACAAUUGUCUCCUACAAACACUUUACUACACCUACAAUGCCAUGUUAUUUUUGUAAAUGCCAAUGUUAUGAUAUCAGUGUAACACUAAAUUGAACAAAAUCAAAGUGAACCCAGUGGCACCUGAUCAAAUAUUUACACCUUUAAUACAUUAGAUUUAUUGCUGGUCAUAUAUUGUAUUAUAACAGUUUUUUUUCAAGCUAUUUGUGGAUUUAGAAAAAUGGAAUCUAUAAAUAUAUAUCGACCAGUUAUCAAGAGAUUAUCUGUUUUCAUCCUGUUUGUUUGGGUCCAAAUUGUGUUCUCAGUUCUUAAAAGAUGCCAACAAAUUGUCCAACAUAAUGAAAAGAAAGCAGUUCUUUGUCAACUCGCUAAAAUCCCUAUGUUGUUGUAUUGUAGGUGGGAAGCCAUCUUCUUUAGGACCCAUCCUGUCUAUCUAUGUUUUUUGUUUGAACAUCUGAGAUAUUAAAAUGGCUCUGAGGUGUGCGGCUGUCAACACCACCUGUGGCAGCUUUUAGCCAAAUUCA